AUAUCAAUUCAUUUCAUUCCAUCUCAAGAGAAAACCCAACAAUGGAGGCUUUCCAUUUCCUAUCCUUCACUCUGCUUCUGUUCUCUUGUUCCUUCUCAACUGCCCUGAGAUACCCUGCUUCCCACCGAAACGAGAUCGAAUCGGAUUCCAAAACGAACUCGGCGAAUGGACAAGCAGAAAGACUGAUACGGUCGCUGAACUUGUUCCCGAAGCACGAAGCCAACGUCGUCCUGAACGACCGGUUUGCUGCGAAAAAUGCUCCGGGAAUCACCGAGAAGCAGUUCAGUUUGAAUGUCACCGGCGGCGGAAAUGGCCCUUCCAUCCAACAGUUUGGUCACUACGCUGGCUACUAUUCCCUUCCCACCACGAAAGCCGCCAAAAUGUUCUAUUUCUUCUUCGAGUCGAGGGUGAACAAGAGCAAUGCCCCCGUGGUGAUAUGGCUGACGGGUGGACCGGGGUGCGCCAGCGAGCUCGCGUUGUUCUACGAGAACGGUCCGUUCCAGAUUAGAGACGACAUGUCUCUGCAAUGGAAUGAUUAUGGUUGGGACCAGGCAGCAAACAUACUGUACGUUGAUCAGCCGACGGGGACUGGAUUCAGCUACACGACCGACGAUAGUGACAUUCGACACAACGAAACUGGUGUGAGCAAUGAUCUAUAUAGCUUCCUCCAGGAAUUUUUCAAAGGACAUCCCAAUUAUGCCAAAAAUGAGUUCUACAUUACUGGAGAAUCUUACGCCGGUCAUUACAUACCUGCUCUGGCUUCCAGGAUCCACAAAGGAAACAGUGACAACGAAGGAAUCCAAAUCAACUUGAAGGGGUUUGCAAUUGGCAAUGGCUUGACUGAUCCUGAAAUCCAAUACAAAGCAUACCCAGAUUAUGCUCUUGCUGCAAAACUCAUCUCAAAGUCGGAUCACGAUUCGAUCACCAGCAACCUGGUUCCACCUUGCCAAUCCGCCAUUUCAGCUUGCGAUUUUGGAGGUGAAGAUGCUUGCACAGAAGCUUUCUCCACUUGUCAGGAAAUCUUCAAUUCCAUAAUGGAAACAGCUGGUUCUAUAAAUUAUUACGACGUCCGAAAGCAAUGCCAGGGCUCGCUCUGCUACGACUUCUCUCGAAUGGAGCAGUUCCUGAGCGAAGACAGAGUGAAAUCCGCGCUGGGAGUGAAGGACGUCGACUUCGUGUCUUGCAGCAGUGCGGUCCACAAUGCGAUGAUGGGAGACUGGAUGGUCGACUACGAAACCGGGAUCCCGAACCUGCUGGAGAACGGGAUCAAGGUGCUGAUCUACGCCGGAGAGUAUGACCUGAUAUGCAACUGGAUGGGGAACUUGAACUGGGUUAACGCCAUGAAAUGGUCCGGACAGGAGAAGUUCCAGGGGGCUUCGAUCGUGCCGUUUGUGGCGGGAAAUGCAAAAUCAGGGGAGCUGAAGAGCUAUGGACCGUUGGCUUUCCUCAAGGUGUACAAUGCAGGUCAUAUGGUGCCCAUGGAUCAGCCCAAGGCUGCGUUGCAGAUGAUACAAGGAUGGAUGCAGGGGAAGAUCUAAUACGUAAAUAAUAUAGUACUAUGAUUCUUAAUACAGGGCUAAAAGCAUUGAGAUUAAUGUAUACUGAAAUUGGCUUGUUUAUGUAAUUUGUAACGAUAUGAUGCAAUAAGAUGUUGCCAUUGAUUCUUUGGCAUAUGCUGCACCAUGUUUAUGCUCUACCAACCAGAGUCUAAUUGCAGGGUUUAGUGUUGAACCUAAUUCAAAUCUGGUCUGGAAUUGUACAGUUCCUUCAAGGUUUUGAUCGCCUGCUGAAAUCCAGUCCUCAAUGGAACAAUGGCGGUAGCCUUUCUUCAAGGUUUGGUAAUUGCUUAUUUCUCCGUCCAUGAGAUUUAAGUUUUUGGAGUUAAGAAAUUGAUCAUCAGUGA
Linum trigynum is the source of this 1903-nucleotide messenger RNA. The record is from the annotation of a GenBank genome assembly. NCBI's taxonomy places the organism in Eukaryota, Viridiplantae, Streptophyta, Magnoliopsida, Malpighiales, Linaceae.